Blepharisma stoltei is the source of this 1873-nucleotide messenger RNA. The record is from the annotation of a GenBank genome assembly. NCBI's taxonomy places the organism in Eukaryota, Ciliophora, Heterotrichea, Heterotrichida, Blepharismidae.
AUGAGAAGGAAAAAAUUGGCGAAUGAGUCUUUUGAUAUCCCAACUUUUCAGUGCCAAACUACUCCAACUUUAUGGAAAUUAGAAGAUUAUAUUGAAGCUUUUUCAAAAAAUGCAAAAAAAUCUUGGUUUCAUUCAGUCUCUGAAAAUGAGAAAAAAAUUGAGCAACAAUUUAAUAGAUUAAAAAUUAGUGAGCUGCUAAUAAAUAUGCUUAUUUAAAGAGAUUAAUAUGAUAUCAGCUGGCUAUCAGCAUGAUGAAUUGAACAAAUGCAUAUUUUUGAGUUUAUAUUCAAAUCGAAAUUUCAGCUUAUUCUAUAGUUUUAAGCCUAUGCUUAUAGGUAUAUAGCUGCUUGAUCAGGAUUUAUUGUAGGUGCAAUAAUAGCUGAUUCGAAUGAGCAUCAGCAGGUUGAUGUUGAUAUAGAAUUUGGGAUGAAAAUUUUAUAUUUUUUAUCAAGCUUAUCUACUUUUAUAUUACUUAUAUUUCUAAUUAUUAGAAAUUAUUUCGAUUUGGAAUGGAAAAAAGAGAGACUUAUAUAUAGCAAGCAAGACAAUUUGUAUUCGGCUGGGUAUAUACCUAAACUAAUAGUUGAACUGGCAUAUACCUUUUUAUAUAAAAUUAAUUAUAAUAUAAUUAUUAUAUAAUAAAAAUUAUAUUCAAAAAGGUAGAAAAUAUAAUCUUUUUCAUCCAGUUUGGUUUUUAGAUGACUCUUCAUAUGAAUACUAUUGUGAAUACACUCACAGCUAUAUAGAAUACCCAUGAAAUACUUUACUUUCUGUUAUUCAAGUCUCCAGAGUUUAUCAUUUAAUGAGACUUUGGAUCUUCUGAAGCAAAUAUAACGCACCUAGAGCCCAAAGAGUAUGCAAAAUGAACGGAACUGAAGGAGGUGCAUUGUUUUUCUUCAGAGGAAUGAUGACUGACAACCCUAUGCCUUUUGUCGGAAUAAUGCUAUUCGUGGGAAUAAUGAUGUUCAGCUAUAUGUUAAGAAUUUUUGAAACUCCUCUUGCAGGGAAAAAUAACAAUCAAAAUUUUGGUGAUUUUAAUAAUUCCAUGUGAAAUGUUGUAUAGGCCGAGCCCUCUCUCGAUUUCAAUCGAAAUUGGGUUUACGACAUCUGUUGAUAUAAAGCAAUUCCCCGAUUAAAUUCUAGAAAUUUUUGGGAAAGCCUGAGCCAAAAGGAGGUUUGGGCUAUAAUCACAGUUUUUACAGUAGGAUACGGAGAUACAUUUCCUGUAACUCUUCCUGGGAGAAUAAUUGAGGUUUUUAAUUCGAUAUAUGGAAAUAUACUAUUAUCAAUGAUGAUUGUGUCAUUAACCACAUUGCUUAAUUUUGAGAUCGGGGAGCGUAAAGCUGUUGAGCUGCUGGAGAGAUUGAAUUUUCAAUAGAAAUAAGAAAAAUACGAAGUUUUUUUUAAAUAAAUAAUUUUUAUUAAAAAAAAUAAUUUUCAAAUCGAGCUAAAGCAUAGUGCGGCUAGGCUAUUAACUUCAGCUUUUCGGUAUAGAGUACUAUUGAGAAAAGGCAGCGCAACUCCAAAACAAAUAUUAAUCCAAUCUGGAAAAAUAGUUAAAAGUAUUGCAGCCUUUAGAGCUACCAGAGCAAAACGAAAAGGAGUAUAUCAAAUUGAUACGGCAGAGCAUAUUAUGGAGAAAAAAGUUAACCUUAUAAGGGAUGCUACUGAGGCACAUAAAAAUAGUUUAUUAGGUUCAUUAAGAAGGUUACAGAGGGUCAAGCAAAAAUUUGAUAUUUAUUUUAAUAUAGCCAGGGUUUUAUUUUCCUUCCAUAGUUGUUAAGCAAAAUUAUAUGAUUCUAAAUAUCAGCAUAAAUAUUGAUUUUUAAAGAAAAUGGGGGAAAAAAAUGAGGUCUAUAAUAUUCAAAAAUAA